Molecule: messenger RNA, 3425 nt
Organism: Quercus robur (English oak)
Lineage: Eukaryota; Viridiplantae; Streptophyta; Magnoliopsida; Fagales; Fagaceae
Product: probable LRR receptor-like serine/threonine-protein kinase At1g07650
Exons: 24
Coding region: 219-3224 (1001 amino acids)
Biological process (GO): protein phosphorylation
Molecular function (GO): protein binding; ATP binding; protein kinase activity
Source: RefSeq, a predicted model, not a curated record
UGUCAUUGGCAUGACACAUCAAACGCAUACAGUUUUGAAGGAAAAAGAAUACUGCAGAUUGGAUAAGCUGUACACAUGCAGUUUUGCUUUUAAUGGGUCUUGCACAAGUGUGCGGCGUGUAUGCAAAGAUCCAGGGAGAGAGAGAGAGUUUUGUACAGAGUGUUUGAGAAAGUGAGGCUGUCAAUACUCAAUACCCAGUGGGAUUUUUGGAAGGGAAGAUGGCAAAGCUUGCUUAUAUUCCAGUGACCAUGUUUAGCUUAAUUGUGUUUGUAAUAGUAUUUAUGUGCACAGGAGCAAACGAAGUUGAAGCACAAGCACCAGGGAGUCUUCCUGAUAAUGAAGUGGAAGCCCUUCAAGAAAUAGCUACACAGCUGGGGAAGAAAGACUGGAAUUUCAAAGUAAAUCCAUGCAAUGACUCAAGCUGGAUUACACCAUUUUCAAGUCAGAGGCAAUUGUACAAUAAUUCUGUCAUCUGCAAUUGCUCCAACACGGGUGGUGUAUGCCACGUGGCUAGCAUAUUUCUUAGAGGGCAGGAUCUUGAUGGUAUACUUCCACCAUCUUUGGUUAAGCUACCCAACCUUAAGGAAAUUGAUUUGAAUAGAAACUACCUUAGUGGAAUGAUACCACGAGAAUGGGCUUCAAUGAAGUUGGAAUUUCUGUCCAUCAGUACAAACAACUUAUCAGGACGUAUUGACUACUUGGCAAGCAUUACCACUCUGAGAGCUCUGUCCAUUGAAAGCAACCUGUUCUCUGGCCCUGUUCCCCCUGGGCUUGCAAACUUGGUUGACUUGGAGAUUCUCGUUCUUAAUGCUAACAAUCUCACAGGAGAGUUGCCAGUAGCUCUCACUAGUCUGACCAAAUUAAGAGAACUUAGGAUUAGCAGUAACAACUUCACUGGAAGAAUGCCUGAUUCCUUUCAAAGUUGGAAACAACUUCAGAAAUUAGAGAUCCAAGCUAGUGGUCUUGAGGGGCCCAUUCCUCCUAGCAUUUCGGUCUUAAGCAAUUUAACAGAGCUAAGGAUCAGCGACUUACAUGGAGUAGGUUCACUUUUCCCGAACCUACGUAACAUUGGAGGCCUGAUAAGAUUGAUGUUGAGAAGCUGUAAUAUCUCAGGACAAAUCCCUGGAUAUAUAUCAGAAAUGACACAGCUGAAAAUUUUGGAUCUUAGCUUCAACAGAUUGGAAGGAAACAUUCCAAAUUUGGAAGUUCUAACUAGUUUGGACACCAUUUAUCUGACAAGAAACUUGCUCAGUGGGCCAAUUCCAGACUGGUUCCAGGGCAGAGAUAACCGCUAUCAAGUAGAUAUCUCUUACAAUAAUUUUUCCGAAAGCUCUGCGCCAAACACUUGUCCUGACACCUUAAAUUUGUUCAGAAGCUUUUCUGGACAGGACAACUCAAUUCUUACUGAAUGUCUGAAGAAUAGUCCAUGUUCAAAAGAUCAGUAUUCCUUGAAUAUAAACUGUGGUGGAAAUGCAACCACCAUUGGAAACAUCAAAUAUGAAGCAGAUUUAGAGCUUGGAGGAGCAGCAAAAUUUGUUCGCAUGAUGUCAGAUGAUAGUUGGGGCUUUAGUAGCACUGGAGAUUUCUGGGGUAUUUGGAGUGGUGCACAUGACUACAUAGCAACAAAUGAAUCUGUACUCAAAAUGAAUGACUCCGAAUUGUACAUGGAUGCACGCCUCUCUCCUCUUUCUCUCACAUAUUAUGCGCGCUGCUUGGCAAAUGGAAAUUAUACAGUGAAACUUCACUUUGCUGAGAUAAUAUUUAGAGACAACAGAUCCUUUUUCAGUGUUGGAAGACGGAUGUUUGAUGUUUAUAUCCAGGAAGAACUGGUGCUGAAGGAUUUUGAUAUUGAGAAGGAAGCACAAGGAGUUGACAAAGCAAUUGUUAGGAACUUUACAGCAUUUGUUAAGAAUAAAAUUUUGGAGAUCCGCUUUCACUGGUCUGGGAAAGGGACAACAAAUGUCCCAAAGAGAGGAACAUAUGGUCCUCUUAUAUCAGCUAUCUCCAUAGAUGCUGAUUUCAAACCUCCUGAUGAUAUAAAAAAGAAGAUACUCAUCACAGUUGGAACUGUAGUUUUGGUGUCAAGCCUUAUCCUCCUGAUUUUAGGAAUUCUUUGGUGGAAAGGAUGUUUGGGAGGCAGGACAUCAAGGGAACAAGAACUGAGAGGCCUAGAUCUGCGAACUGGUUUUUUUACAUUCAGGCAAAUUAAAGCUGCCACUAACAAUUUUGAUGCUGCAAACAAGCUAGGGCAAGGUGGCUUUGGAGCUGUAUACAAGGGCACUUUAUUAGAUGGUACUAUAAUUGCAGUUAAGCAACUUUCUUCUAAAUCAAAGCAAGGGAAUCAUGAAUUUGUGAAUGAAAUAGGCAUGAUUUCUGGAUUACAACAUCCCAAUCUUGUUAGACUGUAUGGAUGCUGUAUUGAACGAAAUCAGUUAUUGCUAGCAUAUGAAUACAUGGAAAACAAUAGCCUUGAACAUGCUUUAUUUGAGGAAAGCCGACUGAAAUUGGACUGGCCUACGAGAAAAAAUAUAUGUCUUGGCAUAGCAAGAGGUUUGACUUUCUUGCAUGAGGAAUCAACCCUGAAAAUUGUUCAUAGGGACAUCAAGACUAGCAAUAUACUACUGGAUGGGGACCUUAAUCCUAAGAUUUCUGACUUUGGGUUGGCCAAGCUUUAUGAAGAGGAGAACAGCCACAUUACCACCCGAGUUGCAGGAACCGUAGGAUACAUGGCACCAGAAUAUGCAUUAUGGGGAUAUUUAACAUAUAAAGCAGAUGUAUAUAGUUUUGGGAUUGUUGCAUUGGAAAUUGUUGCUGGGAAGAACAACAUGAAAUAUCGACCAAAUGAAAAUUUUGUAUGCCUUCUAGAUUGGGCCCUUGUUUCACAACAAAAGGGGAAUUUGAUGGAUUUGGUGGAUCCAGACUUAAAAUCUAACUUCAGUAAAGAAGAGGCAGUAAAAAUUAUGAAAGUAGCUCUAUUAUGCACUAAUCCAUCACCAACACUUCGGCCUACCAUGUCUGCUGUAGUAAGCAUGCUUGAAGGCCAAACUGCUGUUCAUGAGUUGAUCAUGGAUCCAAGUAUUUAUGGUGAUGAUUUGAGAUUUAAGGCACUAAGAGAAUACUUUGAUCAGAUCAUGGGACAGGGCUCAGAUGACACCCCGAGUCCCAUUCAUUCAUUGGAUGCAACAUGGAUUGGCUCUUCCACUACAUUAUCGAGUGAAUCUUAAUUCUAGGUUAGGUAACCAUUACAUUGCCCGCCAUGAUGAAAAAUUAUUGUCUACUGAUAAGAAAAUAUAUUGAAUCCCCUGGUUGCAAGAUAUGUGUUUCAUAAAGCUUCUUGUAUAUUCUUGUCAACUUAGGACAAAAAAAAGAAGAAAAUUUAAGAAAAUAAGCUGUGAAAUGAAGCUGAAUAUAUAGUUGAGUAGAAA